UCAGACACCUCGGUGGCUUGCUAGACAAGAUAGACGAACCAAUAAAGCUCUUUAGACGCUUUCGUAAUUAUUAGCCACUGUGUUUUAAAGCCUCUUCUGUCGUCUAGUUAGUUAGGUAUCCGUUUUAAUUUCAUAUUUACGGUGUUGUUGUUAUUAUUCAGCUGGCGGGCUGGUUAAGUUAGCAUUAGCUUAGCUAACAUCCCCGACCAUGUGGUCACUAAGCUACUCCCCUGCUAAAGAAGAAAGGGAUAUCACAGUAAAACAAGAAGUACAGGGUGAGGCCGUUACUGUGAAAGAAGAGGAAGACGCGUUCAGAGUGAAAGAGGAGGAGGAUGUUACAGUAAAAGGAGAGGAGGAUGCAGUUUAUGGCGUGAAAGAGGAGGAGGAAGUGAUGACUGUUACAUCGAAGAAGGAGGAGGAAGAAGAGGAGGAACCUGGAUAUCUGGGCCCGGUUUCCCAAACGCAUCUUAAGGCAUCCAAUGGUUCUAACGAUGAAUUUAGCCAUAAGAUGGUUUUAGGAAACCGUUCCCUGAUUAACACUAGAGAGAUACGGGACUAUCGUGGAUCCUCUGGGGAGCCUCAACAACCUCAUGAUGCUGACGAGGCAGAGAAGAGUCUCUCCAGAUCAGAACACCUCAAUAAACACCUGCAGAGAUCCACAGGGAAGAGAACUCACUGCUGCUCUGACUGUGGGAAGAAAUUCAACUCAUCAGGCAUUAAAAUGCAUCAGAGAACACACACAGGAGAGAGAACUUAUAGCUGUGAUCAAUGUGGGAAGAAUUUUACUACAUCUAGCAAUCUGACUGUACACCAGAGAAUACACACAGGAGAGAAACCUUAUAGCUGUGAUCAAUGUGGGAAGAGUUUUACUAGAUCUGGCUCUCUGACUUUACACAAAAGAACACACACAGGAGAGAAACCUUACAUCUGUGGUCAAUGUGGGAAGAGUUUUACUGCAUCUGGCUCUCUGACUUUACACCAAAGAACACACACAGGAGAGAACCCUUAUAGCUGUGGUCAAUGUGGGAAGAGUUUUACUACAUCUGGCUCUGUGACUUUACACCAAAGAACACACACAGGAGAGAAAUCUUAUAGCUGUGAUCAAUGUGGGAAGAGUUUUUGUCAAUCUGGCUCUGUGACUUUACACCAAAGAACACACACAGGAGAGAAACCUUAUAGCUGUGAUCAAUGUGGGAAGAGUUUUGUUCAAUCUAGCUAUCUGACAAUGCACAAGAGAACACACACAGGAGAGCCAAUGUAUAGCUGUGACCAGAGAUAAUCUGAUAAAAGUUCUCUGACUAAUCAUCAGAAAAUACAUGAAGGAGUUUUCAUGAUAUCAAUGAAAUGAUGUCACAAUGUAGAAUGAUGUAACAUUGUAGUAGGAGUAUUUUAAUGAUGUCACGAUGUAGAACCCUAAAUGUUUGUCCCCUGCUCUAUUGAUUUCAACAUGAUAUGGAUAUUAGCCUCAGGGGGAAAAUCCAGGCUCUGAAUUGGAAGAGUACUAUUUAUGUGAUUUAGUAAGUACACAUUAUCCCCAGAUUCCGUGUGGUUUUUGAGCUGUUAGUUUUAACAGGAAGUGCAACCUCAUCUCCUUCCUGUCGCACAAAUGAUUUUAGCAUGAAAUUAAUUAGUUAUGACAAAUAAGUGUUGCGUUCCUUUGUUUAGCGACCCCUACAUUUAAAUGCAUUCCAACAUCACGUACAACCUGAUUUCCCCCCUAAUUGAUAUCAGUGAUUUAUUGCUACUUGUCAAAACAGCGUUUCUGGAAAUAUGAUUAUUGUGGCAGAUGUUUGUGUAAAUAGCACAUGUUAUGUUUAGGUUUUCAAUUUAUCCCAAACUGUUUCUGCAUAUUGGUUAUUGAUUUGGACACGUUAAUACUGUGUUUUGACAUUGAGGCUAUCCCACCUAGCACAAUGUAAUUGAAAAGUUGUUGAAAAUAAGACUAUGCAAUCAAAAUAAAAUGAAUAUAUUUUAUUAUUAUACCAUGCCUUACCAUUAAGUUAAUUAUUGACAAUACAUAUUAACAAAGGGGUGUCUAUUUGGUUUUGAUCAUUCAUAUUUACAAUUCAUGUAACUUUUAGUAAUCAUAAUUAUUUAUGCAAUCAACUGACAAUUUACGGGUAUAAUUAUAUUGACAUUGUUGCCCUUCUUUUAGAAUAGCAGGUUUAAUUCUCAGAUGUGCCAAACCAAAUUUACUAGAGCAUGACAUUGGGGACUGGGUCCCGAUCCAACAACAUGCCUAUCUAGUGAACCCUGAGAAGAGAGAGAAGCUCCACAGUGAGGUGGAAAGUUACUACGGAUAUUGCAGGAGUUUCCUCUUGAAACCAGACAUGUCAGUGUUAAGGACAACUUGGUUGCUGAUUGUCUCAAGGGGGGCAGUCAUAGUUUUGCGUUUAGCCGUUGCGUUGCCAUGGAUCACAAUUUAUUUUGACUGCACGGUUUUCCGUAUUGGAGAUGAGUUUUGUUUGGGCUCGUUCCAAGGGGACAAGAGUUCUAGAAGCUGGUGAGUUUUAGGAAGACGACAGUUCUAGAAGCUAGUGAGUUUUAGGAUUCUAUAGAAAGAAAAAGGAGAAAAAAAUAAUACGAUUGCAUAUUAUUAUUUAGAAAUACGUGUUUUUUCUUGUUUUUAAUUGUUGACAGCCAGUAGACACCAUGUUUAUAUUGUAGAAGGUGAAGCAUUGUAGUUGAUUAUAUUAAGAAAUGGAAGUUGUUUUCUGUUGGUGGUGAGCAAACUUGUCCAACAAAAAUUAUAGGAUUUAUUUGUUAUUUUAAGGGGAAAGGUGUUCCAGGCUUUGGUUUUUCCAUUUAUGUUUUGAGGUUGUUCGUUAGCAUGUAGGGCGCACUGAUUGGUGUCACCUCGUUAGUCAGUAUGUGUUACACCUGUGCUGGCUUGUCCAUCUUGUUAGUGGGAAGGUGUUUCACCUGAGCUGGUCCAGGUUCUAUUUAAGAGUGUCUGGCCCAGUGUUCCAGUUGUCUUGAUAGAUGUGGAGAGUCAACACCUUUAGUUGCUCCCCCUUUUUGGUUUACUUCCUGUCUUUAAGUUUGGUGUCAGUUUUUCUUUUGUUUGCCUCUUCUUGGGCAGAUUUAGUGAGUCUCAUGGUGGGUGUCUUUUUUGUCCCAGUUGUUGUUACUAGUCAACUUUCAGUGGACACUGAGAGCAAAACUGCAACAUUAUGUUAUAAUACUUUUAUUGCAUCAAAUGGUUGUUUUAUGCAACAGAAUAGAGGGCUCUUAGAACUAUUGUGUCUGUGUUCUACUGAGGAGGGGCCUCUGGGAGAAAACAGACAGGAGAUUUACAAUGUCUUUUGGGUGAUAAAACCUGAAGAGACCACAUUCCAGGGCAUGAGUUACUGUUUCUGUUCUAUAUGGUACCAGGGAGAGAUGAACCCCUCCUAAAAAAAAAAUACCUUGAAUUUUGCAUUGCAUCAAUUAAUAUUUUAAUCAAUGGCAUUUCCUUAGGCUGCUCAUUAGUCUUUCAGUUGUUAGUCUUCUGUUUGUUGUGUACUAAAUAUUUCAUUUUUUAAAUUUGUUUUUUCUUGUGAAGCCAUUGUGUUGCAUCCAUGUUUGAAAUGUGCUGUAUAAAUAAAGCUUGAUUUGAUUUCAACAAAUGAA
Molecule: messenger RNA, 3612 nt
Organism: Salvelinus fontinalis (brook trout)
Lineage: Eukaryota; Metazoa; Chordata; Actinopteri; Salmoniformes; Salmonidae
Product: gastrula zinc finger protein XlCGF17.1-like
Exons: 2
Coding region: 209-1279 (356 amino acids)
Biological process (GO): regulation of immune system process; regulation of cytokine production; negative regulation of transcription by RNA polymerase II
Source: RefSeq, a predicted model, not a curated record